AUGGCUACCAACGGCGAUUUCUCCGACGAGGGGUCCCAGCCCGGCUCGCCUUUGCUCGACGCCCACAACGCCCGCGGCGAGGUCGAGGACCAGGAACCUCUUGAGGAGAAGCCCGUCAAGUCCGCGAUGAAGAAGACCUCUGCUCCUGCUCCCCAGCAUAUGCGCCCAGAACUCCCCGAGCAGCCCGAGCCUUCGACCCUCGAUCUGUCCAAGUUGACUCCUUUGUCGCCUGAGAUCAUUUGCAGACAAGCCACUCAGAACAUCGGUACUAUCGGUCACGUCGCUCACGGUAAAUCGACUGUCGUCAAGGCUAUUUCGGAGGUGCAAACUGUUCGUUUCAAGAACGAGCUUGAGCGCAAUAUUACGAUUAAGCUCGGUUACGCCAACGCGAAGAUUUACAAGUGUGACAGCCCCGAAUGCCCCCGGCCAACAUGCUACAAGAGUUUCAAGAGUGAGAAGGAGGUCGAUCCUCCUUGUGAGCGCGAUGGAUGCACAGGUCGUUAUCGUUUGUUGCGUCAUCUCAGUUUCGUCGAUUGCCCCGGUCACGAUAUUCUCAUGAGCACUAUGCUUUCAGGUGCCGCUGUUAUGGACGCCGCUCUCCUCCUGAUCGCCGGAAACGAAACUUGCCCUCAACCCCAGACUUCGGAGCACUUGGCUGCUAUUGAGAUCAUGAAACUCAGCCACAUCGUUAUUCUCCAGAACAAGGUCGAUCUUAUGCGCGAAGAAGGUGCGCUCGAGCACUACCAGUCGAUCCUCAAGUUCAUUCGUGGUACCGUCGCUGAUGGCUCCCCCAUUAUUCCCAUCUCCGCUCAAUUGAAGUACAACAUCGAUGCCGUCAACGAGGCCCUUGUCAACACCAUCCCCAUUCCUCCCCGUAACUUCGAGGCUUCUCCCCACAUGAUGAUCAUUCGUUCCUUCGAUGUCAACAAGCCCGGCGCCGAGAUCGACGAGCUGAAGGGUGGUGUUGCUGGUGGUUCCAUCCUGACCGGUGUCGUAAAGCUGAACGACGAGAUUGAGAUCCGUCCCGGUCUUGUCACCAAGGACGAGCAGGGCAAGAUCCAGUGCCGUCCCAUCUUCUCCCGCAUUGUCUCCCUCUUUGCCGAGCACAACGACCUCAAGUUCGCCGUUCCCGGUGGUCUUAUCGGUGUCGGUACCCGUGUCGACCCCACGCUUUGCCGUGCCGAUCGUCUCGUCGGUUUCGUCCUGGGUCACCGUGGCCGUCUCCCUGCUAUCUACACUGAGAUCGAGGUCAACUACUUCCUGCUCCGCCGCCUUCUCGGUGUCAAGACCGCCGACGGCAAGCAGGCCAAGGUUGCCAAGCUCGCCAAGAACGAGGUUCUCAUGGUCAACAUUGGCUCUACUGCCACCGGUGCUAAGGUUCUCGGUGUCAAGGCUGAUGCCGCUAAGCUCAGCUUGACCAGCCCCGCUUGCACGGAAGUUGGCGAGAAGAUCGCCAUCUCUCGCAGAAUUGAGAAGCACUGGCGUCUCAUUGGAUGGGCCAACAUUGUUGCUGGUAACACCCUUGAGCCCGUUCAGCAGUAA
Penicillium canescens is the source of this 1542-nucleotide messenger RNA. Its product is annotated as translation initiation factor eIF2 subunit gamma. Lineage: Eukaryota; Fungi; Ascomycota; Eurotiomycetes; Eurotiales; Aspergillaceae. Gene Ontology annotation, biological process: positive regulation of translational fidelity; formation of translation preinitiation complex. The transcript has 8 exons. The record is from RefSeq and is a predicted model, not a curated record. The coding region runs from base 1 to 1542 and encodes 513 amino acids. Gene Ontology annotation, cellular component: cytosol; eukaryotic translation initiation factor 2 complex. Gene Ontology annotation, molecular function: translation initiation factor activity; GTPase activity; tRNA binding.